Messenger RNA from Emys orbicularis (European pond turtle), 1044 nucleotides. It is a transcript of the gene ST3GAL2, whose product is annotated as ST3 beta-galactoside alpha-2,3-sialyltransferase 2. The record is from RefSeq and is a predicted model, not a curated record. Gene Ontology annotation, molecular function: beta-galactoside (CMP) alpha-2,3-sialyltransferase activity. Lineage: Eukaryota; Metazoa; Chordata; Testudines; Emydidae. Gene Ontology annotation, cellular component: membrane. The coding region runs from base 1 to 1044 and encodes 347 amino acids. The transcript is spliced from 6 exons. Gene Ontology annotation, biological process: sialylation.
AUGAAGUGCUCCCUGCGGUUCUGGUUCCUCUCGACCGCCUUCCUGCUGGUGUUCGUCAUGUCGCUCCUCUUCACGUACUCGCACCCCGGCAUGGCCUACCUGGACCCCGACAGCCCGGGCGGUUUCCACCGGGUCAAGCUGGUGCCCGGCUACGCCGGCAUGCAGCGCCUCAGCCAGGGUGGGCGCCUCGGGGAGGGGUGCGCCUGCCGCAGGUGCACGGAGGACGCAGGGGCCUUGGCGUGGUUCACUAGCCACUACGACAGCAACAUCUCCCCGGUGUGGACCAAGGAGAACAUGGACCUCCCGCCGGAUGUCCAGAGGUGGUGGAUGAUGCUGCAGCCCCAGUUCAAGUCCCACAACACUAAUGAAGUCCUGGGCAAGCUCUUCCAGAUCGUGCCGGGCGAGAACCCCUACGGCUCCCGCGACCCCAGGAAGUGCCGGCGCUGCGCUGUGGUGGGCAACUCGGGCAACCUGCGUGGCUCUGGCUAUGGGCGAGAGAUCGACGGGCACGACUUCAUCAUGAGAAUGAACCAGGCCCCCACGGUGGGGUUUGAAGCCGACGUCGGGGGCAGGACCACCCAUCACUUCAUGUACCCAGAGAGUGCCAAGAACCUGCCUGCCAACGUCAGCUUCGUGCUGGUGCCCUUCAAAGCCCUGGACCUGCUGUGGAUCACGAGUGCCCUGUCGACCGGGCAGAUCAGAUUCACGUAUGCGCCUGUGAAGCCCUUCCUUCGCGUGGACAAGGAGAAGGUGCAGAUCUACAACCCAGCCUUCUUCAAAUACAUUCACGACAGGUGGACCGAGCACCACGGGCGAUACCCCUCCACGGGGAUGCUAGUGCUGUUCUUCGCGCUUCAUGUUUGCGAUGAGGUGAAUGUCUUUGGAUUCGGGGCAGACAGCCGGGGCAACUGGCACCAUUACUGGGAGAACAAUCGCUAUGCAGGGGAGUUCCGGAAGACCGGGGUGCACGAUGCGGACUUUGAGGCGCACAUAAUUGACAUGCUGGCGAAAACCAGCAAGAUCCAAGUUUACCGCGGCAACUGA